This is a messenger RNA of Condylostylus longicornis, 4200 nucleotides long. RefSeq names its product repetitive organellar protein-like. Gene Ontology annotation, molecular function: aspartic-type endopeptidase activity; nucleic acid binding. The record is from RefSeq and is a predicted model, not a curated record. Gene Ontology annotation, biological process: proteolysis; DNA integration. The transcript has 8 exons. Lineage: Eukaryota; Metazoa; Arthropoda; Insecta; Diptera; Dolichopodidae. Bases 1 to 4200 code for a protein of 1399 amino acids.
AUGAAACCGUAUCGAAUUUUCAAAACAAGUAGAAAAUCACUUAAACUCGAAAUAAUUGCUGAAGAAGAUAAAGUGCUAGAAAAUAUUAAAUUAAUUAAAAAUAAUAAAAACAACACGACAAAAAUGGCACUGGAUUCAAUUUCAACACGGGACUUAAUCAUGGAAGCAAGAUCAAUACCAAUAUUUAACGGAGACGGAACAUUUGAGCUGACAGCUUUUAUAAGGGAAGCUGACGCAAUAAUCGGACUGACAGCAGAUGUUGCGCUGAAAUCAUACCUCAAGAACAUAAUUUUGUCAAAAAUUCAAGGAGAAGCAGCUAUUAGCAUUAGGCGAUUAGAAAAUGCAACGUGGGACGAAAUUAAAACCCAACUAACAAAAUCAUUUGGUAUCCCAGAGUCGUACCUGAAAUUAAAGGAAAUGGCCGACGCUGUCAAAUUUAUAAAUUUAGAUCCAGAUAGUCCGAUAGAUUUUAAGCCUUCUAAUAAUGAACAUAGUAUAUUAGAAAAAUUUUUGAACAAACUUCCGCGGUCAGAUAAUAUGUACCUGAGAAUAAAAGGUGUAAAAAGUUUAGAAGAAGCAUAUUCUGAACUAUGCCAAACUGGCAUUACAAAUCAAAAUCAUGCGGGACUUCCAAAUCAAAGAAGUAACCGAAAUAUAUUUCACAAUAAUAACAGAUAUAACAAUAAUAAUAAUAAUUAUAAUAAUAGUGGUAGUCGUAAUGUUUCUAACUUUAGUAGAAGUUUUAAUAACAAUUAUAAUAACUCCGGGCAAAGUAAAUUCAAUAGAACAAUAAAUAACUUUAGUAGAAACUCUGGUAAUAAUUAUAAUAACUCAGAACAAACCUCGGACAACACUCUACCAAUAGUAGAAUUUACUAUCGGUAAUAAAAAAUUUAAUUGCUUGAUUGACACAGGCUCCACAACUUCUAUCAUUAAUGACUCACUAUUCCCAGAAAUUAAAAAGACAAAAUUAAAAGAGCCUGUAGAACUAAACACUUUAUUUGGAAAGAGCAAAAUUUAUUACACAUUAAUAACUGAUGUUCCCAUCGAAUUUAAUCAUAAAGCUCAGAUACUUUGGAGGGUAAUUAAUUUAAAAAAUAAAAAUUUUGAUGCAAUUUUGGGUCAAAAUGUUCUGAGAAAUAUUGGUGCAAAAAUCGAUUUAAAACAACACUUUAUUGAAAUUAUGGGAAAAAUAACAAAAUUUAAAUUUUCUUGUCCUUAUGAAGUUGUUGACCAACUAUAUUCUUUAGACUUUAAAAAUAACAAUAUUCUUGAUUAUAUCAAAACUGACCAUCUCAAUAAUGAAGAACAUAAAAUGUUGAAAAAAAUUGUUUAUGAAAAUAGGGACCUAUUUUACCAAGAAGGUCAAAAUUUAACCAACAUCAAUUGCAUAAAACAUCAAAUCAUAACAACCGAUAGUCGACCUGUUUACUCAAAAAUUUAUAGAUUUCCUAAAAUUCAUGAACUGGAAGUCGAAAAUCAGGUUAAGGAAAUGCUAUCACAGGGGAUAAUUAAACAUAGUAGCUCUCCCUAUAAUUCUCCAAUUUGGGUGGUCCCUAAAAAACUAGAUCAAUCGGGACAGCAAAAAUGGAGAAUCGUCGUAGAUUAUAGGAAGUUAAAUGAAAUAACUGUAGAAGACAAAUUUCCGAUUCCAAAUAUAGAAUCACUUUUCGAUAAAUUGGGAAAAGCCCAAUACUUCACAACACUUGAUCUCGCUAAAGGAUUUCACCAAAUCCUUGUAGACGAAAAAGAUCAGCAAAAAACAGCCUUUUCGACUCCUCAAGGACAUUAUGAGUUUGUUAGGAUGCCAUUCGGUUUAAAGAAUGCUCCGGCAACAUUCCAGAGGAUGAUCAAUUACGUUUUACGCGACUUCAUUAAUAUUAACUGCGUUGUAUAUCUUGAUGAUAUAUUAAUUUUCAAAUCGGAAUAUUUGGGACAUCUUCUUACAGACAAAGGAAUAAGACCCAAUCCAAAAAAAAUUGAUAUUAUAAAAAAACUUAAACUUCCAAACUCUCGAAAAUCAAUUAAAAGCUUUCUUGGGAUAACCGGGUAUUACCGGAAGUUUAUAAAAGAUUACGCAAAAAUUGCGCAACCUUUAACCUACUGUUUGAAAAAGGAUAAUAAAAUCGAUGUAAGUAAUCCAAAAUAUAUUGCCGCUUUUGAAAAAUUGAAAGAAAUUAUUACAAGUGAUCCUAUUUUAAGAUAUCCGAAUUUUAAUUACAAAUUUACCUUGACUACCGAUGCAAGUGAUUUCGCGAUUGGAGCUGUUUUAUCGCAAAACGGCCAUCCGAUUUCAUUUGCCAGUAGAACAUUAAAUGACCAUGAAACUCGCUACAGUACUAUAGAAAAAGAACUGUUAGCAAUCGUAUGGUCUACAAAAUAUUUUAGACCGUAUCUUUAUGGUGUUAGAUUCACGAUAAAGACGGAUCACAGGCCUUUGGUGUGGCUGAACUCUUUAAAAGAGCCAAAUUCAAAACUCCAAAGAUGGAGAAUAAAACUAAAUGAGUUCAAUUUUGAUAUCGAAUAUGUGAAGGGCAAGGAUAAUAAAGUUGCCGAUUUUUUAAGUAGAAUUAAUGUUGAAAAUAAUGAAAUUAAUGUAUUACAGAAUAAUGUUUUGUCAGAAAAUCAAAGCGGUGUAGCUACAAUUCAUAGUGGCGUCGAAAAUUUGGGCGACCACAUUCCAAUUGUAGAAAACAUCGUAAAUAAAUAUUUAAAUCAGAUUCAUCUUGUAGCAAAGAAACCUGGUGAACUGAUUAUAAAAUACAAUAAAUAUAGAAAAAUUUUUAUCUCUGAAGAAGACUUAAACAAUGAAAAUUAUUUAAAUGAUUUCUUAAGGCGAUUUAUAAAAAACGGUACAACUGCAAUUUAUUCGGAAUUAAAUGACAAAAUAGCGUUAAGAUUAAGAAAUUCCAUGUUUGGGAAACCAAAAAAAUUUAUAUUUGAUAAUGAAUUUGAUAGCUUAAAUACGAAAGAUUUUUGUAGAUUAGAAAAUAUAGAACUGCAUUUCACUUCACCAAGAAGUCAUACUGGUAAUUCAGACAUAGAAAGGGCUCACGGAACUGUCAUAGAACAUAUAAGAAUAUUAACUAUAUCCGACCCGAAUCUAGACACUGAAAGCAAAAUUUUAAAAGCCGUAGAAUAUUAUAAUAAUACGCUUCAUUCAGUAACUGAAGUUAGACCAUCGGAUUUUAUUAGUGGAAAAAUCUCAAACUUUCAGGAAAUCAAAGAUAGUAGUACAGCCAUUAUCACCUUAGAAAAAAUUGAUACAGAAUCUGGUUUUACAACGAUCCAACAAGAAGAAAUCCCAAUAGUUGAAAGUUAUACUAAAAUUCUUCAUAUUAUCGAUUUAAACGAAAUCGAAUAUACCAUUAAAACUAUAGAAUCCUAUAUAAACGAAUCGUACAAAUUGUCACAAGACGACAUAAUCUUUAAAACUUUAACUGAUAAAAUAAAUAAAAUUAAACAUACGACUAAAACACUAAUUCCUUAUAGACAUAAAAGAGCAUUGAUGAAUGUUGGUGGUUCAUUCCUUAAAUGGAUAUUUGGUACAAUGGACGAAGACGAUAAAAUUGAAAUUGAGGAACAUAUGAAAAACUCGGAACAAAACACCCAUAACUUAAUAACGAACUACAAUAACCAAAUAAAAAUUAACGACAACAUUCAGAAUAAUCUUAAUAUUUUACAGAAAACUAUAAACAAAAAUCACAUAUUAAUUGACAAACUUUUAAAUGACGUUUCAGUGGAAAAUAAAAAUAUAACAAAACAAUUGCAAUACUUGCAAAUACUUACCAACAUUAACCUUUUAAACGACGAAAUUGAGAAAAUCCAAGAAAACGUAAUCUUCUCCAAACACCAAAUAAUGAGUAGAUCAAUCUUAACACCAGAGGAAAUAGAUCUUUAUGAUAUCGACGUUUUUAAAAUUCAGGAACUUAAGAGCUCCUUAGCAACAACAAAUGAUAAUAAAUUAGUAUUUGUUUUGGCAAUACCAAUUUUGAGUAAUGAAAAAGCUAUUAAAUAUAAAAUAUUUGGACUACCAAAUUCAAAAUUUGAACUAGUCGAUAUUCCAAAUUCUGAUAUUAUAUCUUUUAAAAAUAAAACAUAUUAUCUUACCCAGGAAAGAUAUAUAAAGAAAUUGCAAUUAACUUCAAAUUGUAUUUCAAAUCUUUUUAUAAUGGCAUAUGCAAUUGUACUAUUGAAAUAA